AUGGGCCCCCGUGUGUGGCGGGAUAAUUCACCGCUACCACUGACACCAGAUUAUGCUGGAUCAGUAGUACGCUAUGCUGAUGGUGUCUUUGAUCCCCAUUUCCAUCGUUUCGUAACUAUAAUGGAAGAUCAUCGGCACAAUAGCUCAAAUCCCAUCACUACAAUUGUUGCUGUAAGAAUAAGUGAUGGGGAUGUCAAAGAAUCUACUAUGCUGGUCAGUGGCAAUGACUUUUAUGCCUUCCCACGUAUUGAUCCAACUAAAAAACGUAUGGCAUGGAUUGAGUGGAGUAACCCGAACAUGUCCUGGGACAAAUCACAGUUAUGGGUUGGGUAUUUCAAUGAGAAAGGAGACAUAAAAGAAAAGAUCUGCAUUGCUGGUGGAGACCCAACAAUAGUAGAAUCUCCUACUGAACCCAAGUGGUCUUCAAAAGGGGAGCUGUUCUUCAUAACCGAUCGAAGGAGUGGGUUUUGGAAUAUUUAUAAAUGGGAUGAGCAGAACAGAGCAGUAACACCUCUGUAUUCACUUGAUGCUGAAUUCUCCAAGCCCAUGUGGAUUUUUGGUGUCAGCUCCUAUGAUUUCCUUGGAAUAGAUGACACAAGUCACAAAAUCGUUUGCUGUUACAGGCAGAAUGGAAAGUCAUAUGUUGGGGUGCUUGACCAUGAUUCCGAGUCCUUUUCGAAAAUUGACAUUCCCUUCUCUUCUGUAACUAACAUAGUGGUCUCUGGAGAUGGAUCCUUCUAUAUUGAGGGUGCAUCUGCUACUCUUCCAGUAUCAAUAGCAAAGGUGACACUUGAUAAAAAGAGAACUAUGGCAACUGAUUUCUCUAUUGUUUGGUCCUCCUCAGAGGAUGUUGCACAAUAUAAAUCGUACUUCAGCUUGCCUGAAUUUGUGGAGUUUCCAACUGUGAUCAAUGGUCGGCAUGCAUAUGCUUAUUUUUAUGCUCCAUAUAAUAAUGUUUUCCAAGGUUCAUCAGACGAAAAGCCUCCCCUACUGGUCAGAACUCAUGGUGGACCCACAGAUGAAGCACGAGGGGUUCUGGAUCUUAGUGUGCAGUACUGGACAAGCCGAGGAUGGGCAUUUGUUGAUGUUAACUAUGGGGGAAGCUCAGGCUAUGGGAGAGAAUUUCGAGAGAGGCAUUUAGCACAAUGGGGUGUUGUUGAUGUAAAUGAUUGCUGCAGUUGUGCUGCAUUCCUGGUGGAAACCGGAAGAGUGGAUGGGCAGCGGCUUUGUGUAACUGGAGAAUCCGCUGGUGGAUUCACAACUUUAGCCUGCCUUGCUUUCAGACAGACCUUCAAAAUAGCUGACCUAGCGUCCUUGAGGGCAGGAAUGCACAAGUUUGAAGCAUACUACAUUGAUAACCUUGUGGGAAAUAAACAAGCUUACUUUGAGAGGUCUCCAAUAAACUUUGUUGAAAACUUUUCAUGUCCAGUGAUUUUGUUUCAAGGGUUGGAAGACACGGUUGUAUCACCAGAUCAGGCAACAAAAAUAUACAAGGCCAUAAAGGACAAGGGCCUUCCCGUUGCUUUGGUUGAGUACGAAGGGGAACAACAUGGUUUCGGCAAGGCUGAGAACAUCAAAUUUACCUUGGAGCAGGAGAUGGUGUUCUUGGCAAGAUUAGUGGGAAAGUUCAAGGUGGCUGAUGACAUAACUCCAAUCAAGAUUGAAAACUUUGAUUAG
This is a messenger RNA of Miscanthus lutarioriparius, 1677 nucleotides long. Lineage: Eukaryota; Viridiplantae; Streptophyta; Magnoliopsida; Poales; Poaceae. The record is from the annotation of a GenBank genome assembly.